AUGUCUGACCUCAAGAAGGGCUCAAUCCCCAUCGAUACUUUGGCAUUCACCGAGUCUCUUGGACUUCAGACAUUCAGAAGAAAUGCAAGAAAUGCUUGGUCUAAAGAAGAGGAUGCACUUUUGCUAAAGCGAAUGGAACAGAUGUAUCCCGAACAAUACGCUCGAAAGACCCUAACAGCACAGAAUGUUGAUUGGGAAACCGUUGCAGAAGUAUUUGAUGAUACUCGAAGAGGAAAAGACUGCCGAAAACGGUGGACAUCGUCGCUAGAUCCAUCAUUGCGGCGCGGAAAGUGGACAGAUGAAGAAGAUAGAAAGCUCAUGGAGCUGUAUAACCAAUAUGGUCCACUGUGGCAGCAAGUGGCUCUGGAAAUCGAAGGAAGAACUGAACAUCAAUGUCUGAAGCGGUUUUUAGAAGUGCUAGACCCUGCCCAACGGAAUAGACUUGCUCCAUGGUCGGAGGCCGAGGAGGUGAAAUUGAUCCGGUUGGUAAAACAGCAUGGAACCAAAUGGAAGACCGUGGCUGCACUGUUCGAAGGUAGACCACCACUUACGAUCCGAAACCGGUGGAGAAAUCUUGUCAAUCAAGUGGCCCGGGGCAGAGCAUCGGCGAUUAUUUUGGAAGAAAUGUCUCUGGUGGCGGAUGGGAACCUUAAGAGCAAAAUCAACGAGUUGGCCGCAAGACGUCAUGAUGAAGAUGGCCGUCAGUCUAAAAAGCAAAAACGUGGACACAUGGAUGGUGGGCCAACUAAACUACAAGAAAUACUGGAUGAUAUCAAUAUGAGUCUAGACACAGACCAUCUGCGAUCAAAUGGUAAUGGCGAGGGGCAAUAUGGAAACCAGAGUGAGGAGUAUCACAACCGCAAUGAAGAGUUUAGAAGAGGCCAGAAUUCUCAGGAUACAUUGCACACGCAGUUCAGGCCGAACAACGUUGCAGAAAGACGGAGUCAUGUGGAGUGGAAGUAUGGACUUGCAGUGACAGACAACACGGGGACGCUCUCAAAUUUGGAUCACCUUCAAAAACUUAUAGAAAGUGGAGGAUCUAUUCAAUCGCAGCAACUAGCUCAACAUUUGGUUGCGUUCGCUGCCCAACAUAAUAUGGAGAUAACCGUUCACCAGCAUGUUCAUCAUCACUACUCUCCGCCAAACGAAGGAAAUCGGGCUGAAAAUGGACCGAGUGGACAUGAGCGUAACGCUCAUUCUGCUCGUGUUAUGGCUUACAAAGCGGAUAGAGGCAGCAAUCCUGGUCAAUUCUACAACGUGGAGCCAGAGUCGCAGAUCAAUAGGUACCAACACUUCAACUACUUGCCUCCUUUGACAGAAACUCCAAAACUCAACUCGUCUGCAUCGUCACCAGCAUCAAGUUCAAAGGGAAGCACCCAUCAUUACCAUCACUAUCAUCACCAUCACCAUCACCACGAAGAAAACAGAAAGGAACUUACAUUAGAGGAUGAAGCCGCCACUAAGGAGUCUGAUCUUCUCAAACUACUCAAUGAGGCCGACGGACGGAACAAGGUUCUAGAUGAUGACAAGAAAAUCAUGGAGGAGAGCAGGUCAAACUCCAUGACCCCAUUGACUCAAGCUGUCCAAAUGGUGGCAGCGGCAGAGGCAGGAGAAGCAUUUCUUGACAGAAACGACGGAUACGAAGAGAAGAAGCGCAGCUUCGAUUACCAGGAUGAAGAAGCAGAGGAGGGGCUCGACUUUUUCGAAACCAUGCGUAAUUUGAAUGUUGUCGGUCGAGUAGAAAAGCCUAAUAGUCACAAUAUGGCGAAGACAGGAGAAAGCCAGCAUGUCUCACGCAUGAACACACAGCCAGUAUCUCAGCAUCAUCCACUCCAUUAUUUUACGAGCAGUGUGACUCCGCAACCAGAAAAGGCGCUUGAUGAUGAGGAGGAGGAUCUUAUCAAUUCGUAUGGAUUGUUCUACAACGCUUACCAGAAAGAUACAUCGAUGGAGCAAACCACCCUUUUGGACGCGCCUACACAAUAUGGGGCUAUUCCAUUCAAUCCUUCUUAG
This is a messenger RNA of Sungouiella intermedia, 2013 nucleotides long. The record is from the annotation of a GenBank genome assembly. NCBI's taxonomy places the organism in Eukaryota, Fungi, Ascomycota, Pichiomycetes, Serinales, Metschnikowiaceae.